This is a messenger RNA of Oldenlandia corymbosa var. corymbosa, 2383 nucleotides long. The record is from the annotation of a GenBank genome assembly. NCBI's taxonomy places the organism in Eukaryota, Viridiplantae, Streptophyta, Magnoliopsida, Gentianales, Rubiaceae.
CUUGUUUAGGCCCCUCGAAAACCAUUUGAUCAUGGACAUUCAAAGCCUGGAAAGAUCACUUGGCAAGUUACUGAGUACUGUAUGAUUGUUGCAAAAGCUGCUUUCUGUGAGACCGUACGGUAUAAAGAAAAUAAAAAUGUAACAAUAACCAGACAUGGUGGAAGCAAAAUUAAUCUACGACUCAAAGGCAUUCAUACUUUUAUUUUACCUUAAGAACUGAAUUGUGAUAGUUGUAAAGUUAUAACAUUGCAUUCUUCUCAUAUCCGCAUUGUUAAGAUUUCCCCCCGAAUAGAUGUGUGCCAAAAUGCCAACAAAUGUGGUGUAUAAUUUAUAUGUUAGCUGCAUUGGAGAGGAAAUUCAGCCAGAUCGAAAGUAAAACGGUGAAACCCAAUUUUAACCCAGGUAAAGUUGACUUACCCAUCCAAUUCUAAGUUGACAUAAUCCUUACAAAAAGUUUAAAACCCCUCAUUUUCUUCCUUCGUUUCUUCUUUUUCUUCUUUUCUCCUCCCGGUUCUCGCUCUUUAAUAACCGUCACCACCGCCGCCGUCGAUGGCACAAUGCAGUAACUGCGUCUCUAACAAGAGACGAUCCCCUUCUGAUUUGUAUGCUCAACAUCCCUCUUCCAAGAGGGCCGCCCUGGAGCUUCCAUCUUCCUCCGCCAGUUCCUCCGGCGAACAACUCCUCCAGAAUGGCUACACUAUAAUGCCCACCAAGAAUCUCUACGAUCAAUUCUCAGAUGGUGCUUUGCCCAAUUCUUUGAUCAACAAUCCCUUUCAAGAGCAGAAUUCUGGGGUCGAUUCUCUGCCAAUUCCGGCACAACCUUCUCAACAACCCCUUUAUCGUACGUAUUCUGAACCCAUUCCUGAAGCUUACCAGGUGGUGGCGACCGCCGCUUCUCCGAGGCCUCCGGCAGCUGGGAAAUUUACGUCUCCGCCUGGCCUUCUAAAGCAAGAAAGUCCCGGUACAAAGGUUGGUUCUUGGUUCUUGAUAAUUUGUAUGAUUGUAAAAAUUUCUGUGAUUCUCAACCCAAGGUUUCCCUUCUUUUCUUCCCAAUUAAUCUUGUUUUGUUCUUAAUCUUGCAGAGGUUCAGAAGAAUGAAGAGGAGACUCAGAGAAAUGAGCAAAUGGUGGGAUGAGGUCAUAAAGGAAGAUGAAGAGGAAGAAGACGCUGUUGUCUCUGAAAAUAAGGAUCAAUGUCCACCGAAGGAUGAUUGUGAUUGUGUAGCGAGUCAAGGGAGUGAAAGUGAAGAAGCAUGUCAUGAUGAUCAGGAAGCUGUGUGGGUGGAGAGGAAAGGGGAGGUUCUGAUUCUGCAUUUCCAGUGUCCCUGCAGCAAAGGCUAUCAGAUUCUUCUCUCUCAGAAUAGUUGCUACUACAAGCUCUCGUCUUUCUGAUCUCAGAAUGCAUGUUAUGAUCACCACUGUGUUAUUCAAGCUCAUCUAGCUAGCUGCUACCACAAGCUCUAUCUUCUCUGAGUUCUAGUACUUUAGAUAGUGGUUCCUAGAAUUAGUACUUCAUUUACUGCACAUAGUCCAUUCAAAGUAGUCUUGUUUGUGUGUUGUUUGCAUUCAGAUUGUGUUUCUUGAAGUAAAGCAGAAAUAGAUGAGGGCUGUGUAGUUAUUUUCACUCUUCAAGGGAUAUUCCUGUUGUAAAGUUGCAAUGCUACUGACCAAAUCUGUUCCUACCGACUACUAGUCAGCUGAUAAUGCAAAAAUUUCAAGGUUUUUUUUUUUUUUGGUUUUUGUCUAGCGUCUUUUACUGCAUUUGCUUUCCACCAAAAGGGAAAGUUAGAUGAGGAAAUAAAAGAAGAUGAUGGUGUAACAGCGCCUGAGGGGAAGGCGGUGGAGAAGUAGCCGACUGUGAGAUGGGUGGUGGCGAUUGGUGAAGGGAAAGGGAGGCAAUAGCUGGUGGUGGAUUUCAAGGUUGAGAAAUGCAAAAACAAAAGAAAAGCAGGGAUCCGAAACUGCAGAGGAAUGCUGAAAGAGUGAAAGAUCUUCUGCAAGUACGUGGUUCACAAAGGGAAUUCCAGAAAUGUGAAAGCUGAAUCACUGGGAAAAUCUUUUGAUUUCUGGCUAAUGAGGCAAGCUCAAGAAUUUUUUCACUUUUCUUAAUGGAUGAUUGGGCUUCUUUCCUUUUAAGGACAGACAUUCAGUUGUUUUGGUCUGAAGAAUCAGCUUAAGACGUUUGAGCAGUGACUCCAUAAUCUGCAAUUUCCUUUUCCAUCGUUUAGGAAUUAUAGUAAAAAAAAUACGCAUUUUGAUGGGAAGAUGAACAUUUCACCAAUGCCAUAUUCAUCAUUCAUUUCAGAAUCUUCCAACAUUAAUACCAAAUUCACACUAGUUCUAAUGUGUGUGUUUUGACAAAGUACUGGCUUUCUCCUCUGUGU